AUGUUAGUGUUUGGUUGUAAACGAGUCAAAGCAACAAGUUCUUCGGCGGCCUUUUCGAUGCUUAAUCAGUGCACAGAGAAUUUUCAGACAUAUGUUCAUCACUUAUCCCAGCUAAGCCGGUUAGCAUUGUUCUCGCCGGUUUAAAUCUACGGUUCAACUCGCGUUUUGACACCUUCAAUUUCUUAUAAAUCUUUCCUUAUAUAAAUGUAACGUUUUAAAUCAGCCAGCGUGUAAUUAUAUGCAAGUUUUUAAAAAGAAGCUCACUGAACACUCCAGAUAUAAAAUUAGUUAAUAAUGGAAGUACUGAUAAUAUUAAUGAGAAUGAUAUUAACAGUUCUUAAAUAAACUCUUUAACUCCAAGGUUGAAAUUUUUAAUUCUCUUAGCUAUCAACUGUACAAUUCUUAUGAUAUUCGUUCAGAAUAUUUAGCAUUAGAUCAACUAAUUAUCCCCGAAUUGUUAUUUUUCUUUAUUCUCACCACUUAUCUGGUUGAUAUUGUAUUGAUAUUGUGAGGAGAAAUUCUGUCUUGGUCACUCAUCGGGGUUUAAGGAUUAAAAUAAAAACUGAAAAAAAAUUAUAUCACCUUUUUUUAUAGGUGCUGAGCUUGAGGUUACAGUAAAACUUCACGAGAGGUACUUGCUGGCGUGCAGUGCAGUCAGCGAUCCAGAAAGUGUUAAACAUAUCGGUUGGUACCGCUGCUCUAAAAUUGAUUGUGAACAACACUGGGACGAGUUCCUGAUAGCGCAUGUUCAAAAUAUGACAGAGACAAUUCCCAAUAACCCAAAUUUUGAGGUUUACACCAACGGCACCUUAGUUAUCAAGAAGGUACUACCUGUGGAUGAUGGAAAAAUAUUUAUCUGCGUUGCCGAAGAGAGGCACAUAGGGAGAAAAAGGUCUACGACGAUCCUCCAUAUAGAGAAAGGUGAUGUUUAUAUAAGUGUUAUAUAAUGAUGAUAAUAGUAACAAUAAUGAUAAUAGUAUUCUUAAAAACAACAAUGGGAAUUAAGCAGUGGACAAUCCUAGUGGUGACUUUUAUUGGUCACGGUUUCCAGUUCUAAAUGACAUUUGGAAUGUUGAUGACAAGGGGGUAAGGAUAAUUGGAGAAUCCUGAGAAAAAAUACGGAACAAGGACGAGAAACAACAGAAACCCUCUCGUGACGUCAGAGGUCCAUUUAUUGAGGGUCCCGGUAGCUUGAGGUGCCCGUAAAAUGUGCUAUUUGAAACAGGUUUACAAUAAGACUGUCAGCUAUAGAAAAAAAUUGGACUGGUGAGUGUACUAGAAUAUGCUUCUCCGUCCUUUAAAUUUUGAUUUUAAAACAUGGCUUUUGGCUAUUAAAGUUUCCGGGACUUUCGAGAAACGGGCGCCACUUCGCCAUCCCCACUCCUCAUUUUCGUUUAUUUAAUCUUAUCACUUCGGAUGCUGUUUCUUUGCAUCUUUGAUUUUCUUUUCUGUCGCUAGAGGAAUACGAAAUUCCUUACAGUAGUUAGAUAAUUUUGAUUUUCUUUAGAGCCCCCACAAUUUAUACCAGAGAGUCCUCGGGAGCCCCGUGUGAUGAAAGGAAUGGAUCUUCAUUUGGCUACUCGAGUUCAGGGGUAUCCUUACCUCUGGUUAGCUUGGAGCCAAUAUGAGGUUCUCCUUCACAAUACAAAGACCAUCCUGGGAGAUCCAGGGCUGUGAGUCGAUUUCAAGCCAGGGGCUCUUCCAUCUUGACUUGAAAUCGACUCACAUCUCCCGGGUCUCUGAGGAUGACUGAAAACAUACGAGUGAUCGAAAAAAUUGGACGACCAUAAGAAAGAUUUAAGACAGAAACUAGCCACCGGUUCUACGUCUUCAAUAAAAAUGCACGACAACAGCAAAUGCACGUGACGCGUUUUGUCCAAAGUCCAGUUCUUAGUACUGCUAAAAUCGGGCUGACGAGAAACAGUCGCGUUGGAGAAUUCUCUCAUAAUUCUAAUUGCAAUGAUGACAAUGUGAUUAUUAUAAAGGUAAAGAAAGUAAUAAUGAUAAUUAUCAUAAUAAUUAUUUAAUAAUACUGAUAAUGACAGUAAUAUCUAAAUCUAGCGCUUAAAAUCGGUCAGCGCGUAAUUAUAUGCAAGUUUUUAAAAAGAAGCUCACCGAACACUCCCGAUAAAAAAAUGGGAGAAAAAGACAAGUACUGAUAAUGAUUUUAAGAAUGAUAUUAACAGUUAUGAUAUUAAAAUAGAAAAUGAAAAAAUUAUAUUACCUUUUAUUUGAUAGGUGCUGAGCUUCACGUUACAGUAAAGCUUCACGAGAGACACUUGCUAGCGUGCUCUUCAUUCAGAAAUCCAGAAAAUGUUAAACAUAUCGGUUGGUACCGCUGCUCUAGCCAUGAUUGCGAACAUGACUGGGACAGGUUCCUAAUAGCGCAUGUUCAAAAUAUGACAGAGACAAUUCCCAAUGACCCAAAUUUUGAGGUUUACACCAACGGCACCUUAGUUAUCAAGAAGGUACUACCUGUGGAUGAUGGAAAAAUGUUUAUCUGCGUUGCCGAAGAGAGGCACAUAGGGAGAAAAAGGUCUACGACGAUCCUCCAUGUAGACGAAGGUGAUGUUUAUACAAGUGUUAUAUAAUGAUGAUAAUAGUAGUAAUAAUGAUAAUAGUAUUCAUAAUAAUAACAAUGGGAAUUUAACAGUGAAUAAUCCUAGUGGUGACUUUUAUUGGUCACGGUUUCCAGUGCAACAGGACAUUUGGGUUUUUUUUUGUUUUCAUCUAAACCUACUGCUGUUUCAGAGAAAAGCCACACACUUACUCAGACGAUUCCAAUUUUUUCCUCUGUAUCUAGGCCAGCCGGUGAGGACAACUACAGGAUUAGGUAGGUUCUCCCGCUCUUUAACCUUUUCAGAUGACCCAAAUGUUAUGACCGGGAACUACCUUGGCAUAUAAUACAAGUUUUUUUUUACCUCUUUAAGAUAUGGAGAGCUAGGCAAAGUAUAGAAGUUAUUCACUUUGCCGCUCUGUUUCUACUCUUAGAUAUCCAAACUCCAUCAUCUUCACCAAUAUCAGGUGAGUACAAUGUGUUCUUUUUCAGUUUUGGAGAAAAUUUUAACUGACUUUGUCCAAACUUUCAUUGGGACUGCAUUGACUUUUAUCAAUCCUAUCUUUCACAAUUAAGUAGCUAUUUACUACGCUGCUCUGUUUCUAGCCUUAGAUAUCCAAACUCCAUCAUCUUCGCUAACAUCAGGUAAAUACAAUGUGUUCUUUUUCAAUUCUCCAAAUUUCAGUUUGGAGAAACGUUUAAUUGAGUAUGUCCAAACUUUUCAUGGACUGCAUUGAUUUUUAUCAAUACUUUCUUCCACAAUUAAGAAGUUAUUUACUUUUCCACUCUGUUUCUACCCUUAGAUAUCCAAACUCCAUCAUCUCCACCAACAUCAGGUAAGUAUAAUGUGUUCUUUUUCAAUUCUCUCAGUGUCAGUUUUGGAGAAAAUUUUAACUGAGUGUGUCCAAACUUUUAUAAGACUGCAUUGAAUUUCAUCAAUCCCUUUUUUACAGUUACGAAGUUAUUUACUUUGCCACUCUAUUACUACCUUUAGAUAUCCCAAAUCUAUCAUCUUCACUAACACCAGGUGAGUACAGUAUGUUUUUUUUUUCAAUUUUCUCAAUGUCAGUUUUAGAGCAAAUUUUAACUGUGUCUAAAAUUACAUAGGAUUGCAUUGAAAUAUCUAUUACUGGUAUUCGUUUAUCAUCGAACUCAACUCUAGCAUGUCUCAAAGCCUCACUCGUGGAAUUGAAUGUGACCUGAUUCCCACCGCUUCUCUCUUCACUUCCCUCCAUUUCAGUACACCUCCUCAUCCAUAUUCCUACUUACAUCUUAUCCCUCUAAUGAAAAAAAAAAAUUAUAGUCGAUCCUGUGUCGAGCGGUCACCCACGGGGAAUGGCAGCGUGACCGCUUGAUACAGGUGAACCGCUAUGCAGGUUCCACAGAAUAGGGUAUUAUGAAAAACGAUGAAAAGAUGCCAUUGUAUGCCACGAUUGACCACUUUAUGCACAGAAACUACCUCAUAAAUAUAAUUGGUUUUAUCUGGGUGAUUCCACUUUAAGUUACCGUUCAAUACAGGUGGAAGACAAUACAAAAAGGUCUUUGGGACACAGUUAAGAAUAGCCACGACUGCUUAAUAGAGCUGAACGCUCUGUAGAGGUGAAAAUUACAGUAAUGAAGGGGUAACGAUUUCGGGACUUUGACAACUUACCGCUUUAUGGGUGAUAAGGAGAAUGAAGCCCAGUUUAAAGAGAGAUUGGGUCUGAAAAAUAUUUGACGCUAAAUAAAUGAAGAAAUGGAGAAAUAGAACCUGUGAUAAGCGGUCACCCACAGGGAAUGGUAAUGUGACCGCUGCAUACGGGUUCCACAGAAUAAGAUAAUAUAUAGAUUUAGUUAAGCCUAAAGGCGGAGCUCUUGUUAGUUUAUUUUCCAGCCCUUCAUUAUACUGAAUAAAAACUUAAUAAAAGUCUUCAGCACUGGCGGGGGAAGAUUUUCCUCAAGGGAACCAGUUCAGGGGUGGGGAGGUGGAAGAAUUGACAAAGUAUGGAACCUAGGGACGAUGUUCUCACAACUUACAAUGCGAUCAUCAUGCAUGGUAGUCAGCAGUAUCUUCAAACAGCUUAGCACCUUCGUCGUAGUUCCUAAUGUUUUGAGCAAAUUUUCGGAGACAGGGAAUGUUUUCUUUUUCAGAUGAAGUGUAUGAUGUCAGCAUCAGUUAAAAUGAUAUUCUGCUGCGCGUAACUUCUGAUUUCGGUUUGAGAAAUUGCGCCCAAAUUGAAAGAAACGACGGUAAACUACUUUGCGUUAAGACAUCACUCAGUCUGGUCGAUUGAAGUGUAUACACUUGAGCACAGUGAGACAUUAAAACAAUACGCCAGAAUCGUAGGAGCUUCUCUUAUAUCUUCUCUUGAAGUUGCCCACUGUUUUUCCUUAACGUUUCAACCUUCUCUGUUUAGCGUAGAAAAUUAAGAGUAAAGUAAUUUCCAACUCGUGCUUGGACCUUUAAUAUUUUUUCAACUUUUUCGCUUUCGGUUAUUCUUGUUCUUUCGGUUAUUCUUGUUCAUGGUUGUCCUCUGGCUGGAAAUACACGACGUCUUUUUGAGAUUUUUUUCUGUUAUUUAAUUCGAUAACCUCUGCUGUAACACCACAGAAUGUGGGUCUCUCUAAGAAAACUUGAGAUAAUACCAGGAUUUCAUUUUUACAUCACAGAAAUCAAUUCCGAAUAUCAAUCAAGUUUUCUCUUUAGUUCAAAAGCUGAAUUGGUGUUUUUAUUGGCUAUAUUAAGUAUGUUGAAAAGUUUUAGAAUGUUUUUUCUCAUGUUUGCAAAUAAUUGAAUUUACUAGAAGGUAGAGUUGUUGCAACAUAUUGACAUGAAACGCAACAAUAAAUUUUAUUGAUGUGUAAAAAGUUUUCACUCGACUAUCUACCGGCAAGUCUUUGAGUUAUACAUUUUCCACAACUUAAAAACACUGUUACAAAGUAAUUAUUUAGGGAAAUGGAAAACUUUUGGCGUAUACACCAUGUGGGAAAUACCAUGUCCAUUAUAAGCUGUCAGGAUUGAGGAGGGCGUAUGUGGAAAUAGGUUCUCUUGUCUGUUUCAUUGAUUUGCUAAUCGUUCCUGUUGGCAAUGUUUUGAUGAAGUUGGGUUGUCAGGGCAAAAAAACGGAGGAUUUAAGUAGGCAGUGACUUUUUUCAAACUUGGAAACUAUCACCGUGAAAGCCAUACUUGUGCCUGGUAACUCAUUCUUACUCUGGUAAACUAGUUUUAAGAAGGAUACAAUUUUUAUUUCAUAAAUUUGAUGCAUAGGCUGUGCAAAAAACUUAAAUUUGAUUAAACUUUUAGAGCUAAUACCAGUCCCUUCACAUCAUGAAAUGUUAGGAGGAUCAGAGGAAAAUAUAACGUGCCAUACAUCUGAAAAAUUUCAUGAAAUUGUUUUAAUUACAUGAACAUUAACUGAUAUUAGGAGAUCUAACAAUAUUCAAAGAAAAUAAAAUUUGGUUGAAAAAUUAGAAUUCAGUAUAGGCCGGAUAAACAAGAUUCUUAAAAAAAAAGAAAUGUGUAUUAAUGAAAAAGUUAAGCAAACUUUUUAAAAACAUUUACCUGUACCUGUAAGGCACGUAGUAAAGUCUUCUGAAGUAGUCAUAAUCCCGAUUUCAUAUGUUGAAAACACAUGCACAUGCAGAUUUCCUAAAAACCUGGAAAUUUAGCCUGUGAUGAAUUCGAAAUUUUGAUGUGUUCCUCAAAAGGAGAACAAAUACAUUUGAAGUUCCUAUUUAUCCAGUAUAGGUUAGUGGGCUAAAUUGAGUCAAACAUUGAGGUUAUACAGCGACAGGUUCAAGAAAUUUCCACAACUAAUUUUUAAAGCUAGACCACCAGGAACAAUCACCUUCACGCACAAAUUAGACCAGUUUGUACUGAUGAUGCUCAAAAGAACUAUCUGUGGUAGGGGGGAAGGCUUUCCUUUCUUUAUUUAAAGAAAUACUGGGGUUAUCAUCUUUCCACAAGCUCAGUGGAAAGUGAGAGUGAAUGAGACUGAUAGCAACUAUGUUAUUUGAAUAAAUAUCCAGAGGAGGAUAGAAAGUAAGAUAUGGUGUGCACAACUCUCUUAUUUUAAUUUUUUAAUUAAUUAAAGGCAGUUAUAUCAUUGCUUUGUGCAUUACGUGGACGCCAAUUAAUUUAACUUUCAUGCGUCAAAAUACGAAAAAUAUUCUCUUAUCUAUGUGCCCUAAACAUUUUAGAGCAGGAGGCAGGCCAAAGUAAAAACAUGAGUUGAAAUGGCAGGGCCUCAUUAAUUGCAGUCCCGAUUGAAGGAAGAUUCUUUUUUUUCCAGAUUCCCACAUAUCUUGUGACCAAUUCCUUAUAUCGAUGUUUAGUCAUUCUAAAUAUCACAAAUCAAUCGUGCCACCACUUCAGUGUGAUUGAUUUGAUGAUGUCUACUUUUUCUUAUGGAAAUUUAUUUUUAGUAUCUAUCUUUUGGCAGCUGACAUCUGAGAAGAUCAAGCCCACACUAGCAAUUUGACACAUUGCAGGCAAACCCUCUUACUAAUUAAAUUUUAUUUGAUCGAAAACAUGAGGGGCAAUACAGGAAAUUAGCUAGCACACUUCAAGUUUCCCUUCUUAAGUAUUCCGUGAUGUUUUUUCUUUCAUAUGGUAAGGUUUACAGUUUCCCUCAUUUCACUGUCUUCUGUUCAUUUUUUGUUUGCUUUCCUGACAAGUUUAGCUAUUGUUGCCAACAAAUGCGCGGAGCAUAUAAAAUGUGUACAGUUAUUAACACUUUAAUCUCUGAGAGUGACUAGCAUCUAAUUUCUCCUCUCAAUAUCACCCUUGAAUCAAACAUUAAGGUCAUGAGAAUAAAGGAAAUGAUUAUCAACUGAAGAACCCCUGAUUGUCAAACAAAUUCUUUUUUCCAGCACACUGGGAAAUGUAUAGAGAACGGUAUGGAGAAUAUGCAUAUUGAUGUUAGGAUGUAAAGGGUUAAAGACCUCAUGUAAUCAGUUGUAUAUAUGUAGGGUAUUGCUUGAAUAUAUGAUUCCGAUAAGCGCAAUUGCCUAGUAAAGAUCAUUCCAUGGUCUUCUACUCUUCCACCUCGGAGGGUGCCUUGUGUACAUAAAAAUUAAAGUUCAGUGCCUUCAGUAGCUUUUCGGGCUACAAAAAUCAACAAAGAACAACAGCCACACCUAAAACUCUUUUUAAAGACACCUUUACAAUAGUGGGUACACACAACUGACAUGUAUAAGUGAAGCAUGUCAAGCACUAAGGUAUGAUUGUCAUUUUGCUUUUAUUACUUGCAAACAGCUUAUUUCUAUGAGCUUUGAAAACUUCUGAAUCCCCGCUUUCAAAGAAAGCAUUUCCCAUGAAAAUUUAAACAUUGUAGGCAUAAGCUACCAGCAACAGCUUUUUCCAUUAAAAGUGUUUCACAACAUCAGAUUCUCGUCACAUUUUUUUGUUACGUUUGAAAGCAUCGCGUUGCUCUUAGCUAUAUAUUCGCCUUUUUACUUUAUGCCCUUCCUUGUUCUCUUUCGCGUUCCUCUCGCCGUAUUCUGCCCAUUUUGGCGUCCGUACUCAAUUUCUUGCACGAUUUUCUCGACUCGCUUUACGCCGUUUACUUGUCGGUUUCUUUGGUCGCUCUGUCUUUCUAUCCAGGAACUUGAAUUAUAACAAUUUUCUCCCGUUGACUAAGCUUUAGUUCUGCCGAUAUUGUUGCCUUGCGAGAUGAUUAGAAAUUGUUAAAUACUAAGCAUGACUGUUCAUCUACAAUCUCACCAGUUUGAUUUCCCACUCAAAGCGCGGGUGGCGAAUUAUUUGCUUACGCGGUAUCACAUCUACUAGCCCAAGUGAAGCCCUCGUGUGAUACCUAACCGUGUGCCCGCAUUACGCUGCACUAAAGCUCGACGGUAUCCAGUCACCUCGCCACCAAGCAGACUCGCCACCAGCGAACUCGCCACCAAGGAACGAUCUCGCCACCAACGUACUCGCCACCAAGCGAAGUCUUCUCGCCACCAACCACCAAUAAAGAGAUUAGUCGAGGACAUUAGGAUGUUCGGCUGAUAAGUCUGUACUCAAACUUUAUAAACGUAUGUUGUCAAAAGCACGUUCGCAUUUAGUUUUAAUACAACUGCUAUCGAGUUUCAUUUCAUCACUUAUUUCUUCCCAUGAAGUUUCAUUUUCUCUCAAGUAAGUUUUUAUUCCUCGCAUCGAGUUCUGCAAUUUCUCCUCGCUUACGUGCAAAAGACAAACACGAUACGUUUCGAUGUCAAUGAGUUAGGAACGCAACACAUCUAACACGUCGCUGAAGGUCAUAAUUUAAAUACAGACAAGCGCACAAACGUAUCGGCCGAUUUGAAUUGUGCUCGUUCGAACAUCCUACUCUCCUCGACUACUUUAUUCUAGUUUAUCUCUUUAUUGGUGGUUGGUGGCGAGAAGACUUCGCUUGGUGGCGAGUACGUUGGUGGCGAGAUCGUUCCUUGGUGGCGAGUUCGCUGGUGGCGAGUCUGCUUGGUGGCGAGGCGACCGGUAACCAGCUCGACACUCGAGUAUGCGCACCUCAUUGUCAUCUGCCGGUAUCUCCUGGCGCACACUAAUGGGGUAUCCGAGGUACGCAAGCAAUCACCGCUGCGCAGUACCUUCUUCAUCGCCCUUCCAUUGCGUAAUGGCCGAGAUAGUUCCCGCGGUACAGUUGGCCUACAAUUUCGUAAAAUUAUGGGGCUACGCUGCGCGCGCUGCGGGCUCCGCUAUUACGAAAAACGGUUAAAAAACAUGCCAUUUUACGACAUGAUUGCCCACUUUAUGUGCAAAAACCACCUCAUAAAUACAAUUGCUUUCAUUUGGAUGGUUCCACAUUAAGUGACCGUUCAUUACAGGUGGAAGACAAUUCAAAAAGGCCGCGGUUGGGACUAAGUUAGAAAAUAACCACUACCGCUUAAUAGAACGCUAAGUAGAGUUGAAAACUACAGUAAUAUACGGGUAACAGUUUCCGAAUUUUGACAAAUUACCGCUUAAAACCGGGUGAUAAGGAGAAUGAGGCCCAGUCUAAAGAGAGACUGGGUCUGAAAAAUCUUUGACGCUAAAUAAAUGACGAAACGAAGAAAUACAAGAUUGAAAUUGACGAUGAAUGCUAAGACUUUAAUCCGUCAUGAACUAUUUACUUGACUGCUAUUAACUUAAGAAUUUCAAUUUUCCAUACUAAAGGUUUUAUAUUUUACAACCAUGUGUUUUUGUUCUGUCUUGUAGGGAGCUCAACUCUCCCUGGAGGGGUUAUUGCUGCAAUAGUCAUCUGUUGUUUAAUAGCCAUAGGAGUCAUUGGCCUUCUCAUAAAAAAGUGUAUAUCAAAACGGAAGAAAAGACAGGCUGU
Pocillopora meandrina is the source of this 9849-nucleotide messenger RNA. NCBI's taxonomy places the organism in Eukaryota, Metazoa, Cnidaria, Anthozoa, Scleractinia, Pocilloporidae. The record is from the annotation of a GenBank genome assembly.